Molecule: messenger RNA, 393 nt
Organism: Colletotrichum aenigma
Lineage: Eukaryota; Fungi; Ascomycota; Sordariomycetes; Glomerellales; Glomerellaceae
Exons: 3
Coding region: 1-393 (130 amino acids)
Source: RefSeq, a predicted model, not a curated record
AUGGGAAUCCGGCGGCCUGGUGCUGGCGUUGGUGCAUGGAGGGGGAUUUGGGGAGUCUCGCCUGAACAAGAAAGCAAAGCCAGGUAUCCGUCCUCUGUACAGAGUACCUCUGCCUUGCAGCCAGUCUCGAGGUCAGGGUUUUGGCCUCGACAUUUUGGACUGGCCCGUCGUCGACUACCUACCCAUCUUCCUUACCGUGUCUACCAUUCAGACGACACCCCAUCCUUCUCUCUUUCACUCGCACACGCCGCCUAUUGCUUCUUUCAUCGUUUCUUUUCCGGCUGGCAGACCUGGCAGGAACACGGCCUUUGCUCUCUGCAGAAACGACACUUGCCUCACUCCCAUCCACUCUCGCACUCCCUCUUCCACUUCCAUUUCCAACCCAAUCACUGA